CAAGCAACAUAAGUCUAUGCAAAUGCAAACAAGAGGUUGUCGUACGUACUCAAACUGUCUAAAUUUGAGAUUCAUCGAUGGGCCACGUCACUUAGAACACCUUGAUUCGUUAAGAAACAUGUCCAGGGAUCUACAUGGAAGAAGCUUUGCUAGAGAAUGUGGCAGCCGAAAAGGUAAAUUUAUCAAAAUAGCUUCAGGGCCUUGUGUACGCCAUAGAUCGUUUCACAGGGCAUUUAUCGAGGCAUCUAGAUGUAUCCAUCUCGAUAUUUCACCUUUACUAUGUAGUGCUGAGUUUUGUUAAGAUUAUUUCCUUUACGUUUGGGAUUCUGAAAAUGAAAUUCCGAUCGAUGCCAACAACUUGCACUUCUCAAAGUUUGUAGAAUAUUUUUUAGGAGAGAGCAUAAGAAGCGAAUCGAUAAACAAUUCUUAAAGCAGAUAUUACAACUGGCCUUAAACUCUUCGCUUUUUUAAGCUCUUUUAGCUUCUACAUGUAGCUUCUUGCUAAAUGAAUGUUUUACUCAAGCGUUCUGUCACCAUCAGCUCAUGUGUUUCUAGUAGAAGACAUAACCGACGUUGAUAAUAUCGAACGAAGGAAUAUUCUUUGCGACCGUCAGUAGUGAGGAGACACAUCCUUAUAUUUCUGACUUGGAGAAACCAGGCCGGUUUGAGUUAUGAACGCCUGUAAUCGUCCAAUUCAAGUACAUGCACGUACAACGUACACCCCUGGGUUUUUUUUCUGUGUAUUGAAGAUGUCUGCAAGUUUAUGCGUUUCUUAGCUUUUCCCUUUGUUGUUAAAAUCGUAGAUAAACCUCAAGUAUGGUGCGCGUCAAAAGCUAACACGGUUGAUAACCCGCAGCCGCAGUCAUUGCGCGUUUUAUAUGACACACUACUCUUCUGCUUUGGGGAACAACGGAUCAACAAGCAACGCCUUGUCAGAAAACUUGUAAAGAACUCGCAAAUGAACGAAAAAAUAAGCCAGUAGUCAUAUCGAUUCUGAAUGUAUAAAGUCAAAUGAUGACUUAAAAGGCAGUGAAAGCUAAUUCAUCGCUUGAAUAUCGAUUACCGUACUUUAAAAUUGAAAAUACUACAUGAUUAUGAUGACAGUCAGAGUGUUCUCCCUUUUAUUCUCUUAUUGAGUGUCGCAAAUUUGAGAAAAACUGAUAUGGUCCAUGUCUGCCUUUUUUGUCGUCUUACAAAUUUGUUUUGCUCGUCAGUGUUAUGUUGCUUAGCUAGAUUAUUCUGUUCAAUAUCGCUCUUUAUAAAACUAAAUAGACCAACGAUUUGUCCAUUCAGGUGCUUCAAAAAACAUAUAAUGUAUAAUGAUUGGUUCUACAAAACGAUCUGGCAGUUAAUGAUUUCCAAACUUUUAUGCCUUAAGUAUUUGCUUUCAUAUGCAGAAAGAGAAACCGCCCUAUGUCCUGUAAUUAAAGCAGCUGUAUAACUCCCUAAUAUCCAGUAAAGUGGAACCUUGAGACUUCAAAAGCUCUUCUCCUGCUAACCGCGCUCGGUUAACCAACUCAAAUCGUCCACUGUCGUAAAUCUAGCUGUUGUGUUCUCUUAAUACCCUCGACAGCAAAUGUCGUGUUUAACACCCUUCUCGAAGGCAUUGGUUUUAAUUUCUUACUAGUCAUACUCCCAUAAUUCUCAUAUUUCUCAUUUGUAUACGAUUACAAUGCAAUAUUCGCGAACUCUCAUAGUUACGCGUGACGUCGUCUUUAUAGUUUCAUGGUCUUGUGAUCAUGAAAGUAAUAAUUACAAAAACACAAAUUAAAUGAAAACAAUGAUGGAGCGAGUUGAUCGUUGUGGUGUGACUUACGUUUUAUCUCUCUUGAAAAACGUAGGUUAAGAACGAAUUUCCAAGACAGAAAAGUUUUCUUCUGCGUCAAAUUUGCUAAAUGGCGACUGCAACACCUUCACCCCUGGCCAGCUCUCCAGAGAAGACAAAUGGAAACAAGCUAAGCAGGCUUCUCAUCGAUGGUGGAACAACAGUACUGAGGAAUGUGUUUGAUCGCUAUCACCCACCUGCCAACUUGGCUUCUGGUCUCAAAUCCAAUUACUCCAUUCUUAACAACCUUUUGCGUAGAAGAGUUCUAAAUGGCCGUCAGUGGGACAAACUGUUCCCCCCUGGUGGAAAGCUACCAUAUUCUAACACAUUUGACAUCACCCUUCUGUUCCUUCUACUAACCAACAUUUGUGGUUUAUCCCCUCCCCUGACAGGAUGGCACACCAAGCCAUCCCCUGGUGAUAACUCUCUUGAGGCUAACCUUGCUCGCGUUAAGUUCUUUCGGAAUGAGUUGUAUGGUCACGUAACGUUCACGGGGGUUGAUGCGACAUCGUUCUCCUCCUUCUGGCAUGAAAUAAGCACCACUCUUUAUUCGCUCGGUUUAGAUCAAGCUGAAAUUGACAGACUGAAGGCAGAGCAGGGAGGAGAGGAAGAUUACCUUGAUGCCUUAAUUGAGUGGGCUGACAGUGAAGAGGACAUAAAAACACAGCUAAAGGAUAUCCAUCAAUCCCAGACCAAGACUGAGGAAACUAUUUCCCAAGUCCUUCAGACACAAUUAAAACUCAGUGAGACCCAAUGUAAAACACAGGACGUUGCAGAAGAAGUAUUGAAAGCGACGAAUGAAGCACAUCAGCAAAGUAUUUUACGUUUUGAGAAAGUGUGUGAUUCCCAAUCCAAAACCAUUCAUGCAGUGGAUGUAGUUCAUGAAUCAAUUCAAGAAGUCAAACAGGAAGUAAAAAGUUUGACGAAAAAGAGGAACAAGCAUGCAGACGAGGUGCUAAAGUCUCUUGUGAUGUCUGAAUUUAAAGGAGACAUCGAGUAUCAUGCAAAAAAGUUCCAAGAAGGAACUCGGGAGUGGAUCUUUAAAAGAAUUGAAGGCUGGUUAGACGACCGAAGCUUACCACAUAAGGUGAUGGUAAUCAGUGGAAAUCCAGGGAUGGGGAAGACUGUUGUCUCCGCUGUUGUUUCGCAGAGAAUGCAAAAGGCUGGAAGAUUGUCAGGGAGCCACUUUUGUCAGCAUAACAAUUCACGGUACCGAGAUCCACGUUUAAUGCUCCAGUCUUUGGCCUGCCACCUGUGUCAAGCGAUGCCAAGCUACAAAGAUGCUCUAGAGGAACAGUUGUCUAGAAAUCUGGGUAAAGACCUCAACAGCAUGGGUGUGGAAGAGCUUUUUGCGUUGCUGUUCAAAGAGCCUCUAAGCACAGUACAAGAUCCUGGAAGAAACACCCUAAUAGUCAUAGAUGGCCUCGAUGAAAGCGAAUACCAGGGACGUAAUGAGCUCCUUCAUGUAAUCAGUAACCACUUUUCUAUGCUUCCAGUUUGGAUUAGAAUUUUGAUCACAACUCGUCCAGAGAGGAGCAUAACAGAGGCAUUGCGACAUUUACAGCCAAUCGAGCUUGAACAAAAGCAAGAGGAAAACUUAGAUGACAUUCGAACCUUGUUUGAAAUACGGUUCAGCCACAAAAUUGGUGAAGAACAUAAAGAUAUUCUCUUGAAAGAGCUGGUUAAGAAAUCAGAAGGCCUGUUUAUUUACGCUUACUUUAUAGUGGAUUUUGUUCAAAAGAAUGUUUCAAUUCUUACCCCUGAUCAGCUGGAAAGGGUAUUUCCUUCAGGUAUUUCAUCCGUUUACUCGCGCUAUUUCAAACGGUUAGAGAAUGAACUUUGCAAAGAGCUUAAUGCAGAUGAGGAACAUUUUUUGCGUUUCCUGUGUGCAUUGACAGCUUCAAGAGAACCAUUACCAGUAGAAUUCAUUGCCAAAAUUCUAUACCCUGGAGAAAAGUCUUUGAGUGCGCAGCGAAAAGUUAAAAAAGCAAUAUCUUCCAUCUCUACACUGUUACCAGUUCGGGAGGGUCGUCUGCACUUUUUUCACAAGUCCAUCAAGGACUGGCUAGUAGCAUCAUCGCCCUAUGAACAACAUCAUUUCACCGUGAACGAGAAAGAAGGUCAUAUUGUCCUUUCUCAUCUUUGUGCUUCUGAAUUGGAUAGCGUGCAGCAAAAAGGGGUUCAUGGCAAACAGUUUUCGAAUACUGAAACAUAUGCUUUGCAUCAUGGUACUCAGCACAUGCUUAAGGUCAAAGAGCAUGACUGGGCGGACAAAACAAGAAUCAACAGUGUCACAGCAGAACAGGUCUACCGAUACGCAACAGACCUAGAGCUUAUUUAUGCAAAGCUUUGUGUUAAGAGCACAACAGCCAUAGAAGAUCUUCUUAGCCUCCACCGUGAGAAUUCCAGAAUAGUAAGCGAGGAAAGAGAUUUUGUUGUAACUUCUCUCCUCAGUCUUUUAAGAAAACACUCUUACAUCUUGUUUGAUCACCCUCACCUAUUUUUCCAGUGUUUGAUUAACGAAGGUACUCCUGAAUUAUCGUCUGCCGCAGCGAGGAUUAUUGAGUCAUCAACACCCAAAAUUCCAUGCAUGAAGAACUUAGACAAUGACAAACAAAAUGAAAAAGCCGUCCAAGGACGAUUUUACUGUUCAGAUAAAAUCGCAUAUUUUGAUGUUUCACCUGAACAGGAUUACUUGGUAUGCGAGUGUCAAGAUGAAACAAUUCAUCUGUUUUCCCUGCAUACGGGUACCAAAGUAUGGGUUCGACCAUCACCUAUAAAGACUGUAAAGAGAGAGUAUGGUUCUAGAGAAUUACAUGGGAGUGGUGCAUAUCGGCGAAUUAAGCAUUCCCUGUCAUUCUUCCAUUCUGUCAUCUUUCAUCCAAAUGGGAAGUCGGUACUACCAGGGACUCUUCGAUAUGUUUACACCAUAAGUGGAGAGAUAGAAGAUCUUUUCCCCGACAGCGACUGUUCAUUCUCAAAUUGUGUCGUACGUUCUCGGUUUGACAAGAACCUAAUUUUCACAACUUGCUAUACAGAGCCAAAGCGGAUGAACAUUUGGGAUAUGGAAAAUGGCCAAAAACUUAAAUUAAUCGAGUGCAAUGACGAAAUUUCUUCCUUUGCCGUUUCUGAAGAUGGGACACGUAUCGCCAUUUGUGACAUUACUAAUAAAAUUACUCUUUUUGACGAAGAAAACCAGUUUCGUUUUCUACAACUCGGGAUUGAUGAUUAUCAAUCGGUAUGUGGAUUGAUGCAAUUCACAUCCGACAAUAACACCCUUGUUUGCUGCUUUCUAUAUUGGCAAUGUGAUCAAGCUCACUGCCGGUUAGGAGAAGAAAGAAAACCAAUAUUUACCUUCAUUAGGUCGGUAAAUAACAUUUCUUUACCUGAUCCUCAUUUUGAGCCUCUGAAAUUUAGAACCUUUCUCUUGUGGCCCUCUGUUCCACCAAACACUUUGACUGAAUACACUUUCAUGGGACAAAAUGAAGAACCUUCCUGGGUGUCGAAGGCGCAGAGAGAGAUUCCAUAUUUGUUCUCAGGUUCCUACAUCAGCCUUAACGAUGAAAAAGUUUUAAUUGGUAGCCCAGAUCACAAAUACGUAACGAUGUUAAAUGCUGGUCUACUGCAAAGCAAGUCCGACUCGACUCACUCCUCGAACGUUAACAUGGGUGUCAGGAAGAUUAUUUUUUCUAUGGAAGGCGAUGCAAUAUACGUCGUAAGUUCAGGCAGGUUUGUCUACAUUAGUUCAGAAGUGGUAGAGAUAACUAUCUGGAGAAUGACAAGUCGAGAAUUCCUGAAAACAAAGACAUUCUUUGGCCCUGUGUCGAUUGUUCCAACGAAGGAAGGUCUUGUACUCUUCAAAAAUGAUCGUGUAGCAGAGUUGUGGAAUUUCGAUCUGUCUAAGUGCAUCAGAAGUAUUGCUAAACUUACUAGUGAUACUACUGUUUUGUAUAAAGUAAGAAUGAUACCAGUAUCAGAUGAACUGAUAGCUUUCUUUUAUCCAGUGAAUUCUCAAAACUCACAGCAAAACGAGGACUCUUUCGAAUCGAAAGAAAACGAGGAAUAUUUAAACUUCUUUCUAAAAUUGUUAGGUAUGCAUGCUUAUCGCAUUGACUUUGUAGACUUAACCAGCGUUGGAGGAAAGCUUGUUUCCUCGCUAAGGAUUCCAGCUGACGCCAAAGAAUGCAUUGACUACAUCUCAUGCAGUCGUAUGGGUGAAGUGUUGGUUUGCAUAGUUGAAGAUAUGGGGGGGCCGAUAAACCACGAGAAGCUCACCGUACGUAGCUUAAGAAAGAAUGAACAAAUCAAAUGGGAACGAAGGACAGAAUACUUGCUCUCAUUGUCUCCAUUAACACAGCACAUGAUUUUCUCACCCACGAAUGAGUUUGUAGUCACGUGGAACACUCUCGACGGGGGCCAAGGUAUACACGUUCUUCAGGCGGAAACUGGAGAGACAUUGCACGUCUUUCUUAGAGACCAGAAAGACAUUAUUGAAUGUAAGUUUUUAGAUGAUGAAUCUCUCGUAUGCUGCAGUGGAGACAACUUCCUUCGAUUGUAUAAUGUCAGAACCGGCGAUCUUCUAAGCGUUCUAGACAUUGGAGAGCAACCGCUCUGUUUGGGAGCCUGUCUGAAUCAGCCUCUUGUCGCCAUUGGUUUGUCCGGCACAAGAAUAAAAUUCUUCCACGUACAGUUGCCAACAGAAUCUAAAAAGAAGAAUUAAAGGUGAGCUUUUCUCUACUCGGUCAAAAACAGGCGGCACAAGGUCAGUUUUUCGAGUUACUGUAACCUAACAGAUCGUAACAGUACCUAGACUCUAUGAGCAGUGUCUAAUAUUUCAGUCCGUGGAGCGAAAGGCGCGAAACACGCAAAUAACGGCACGCGCGGCUGUGGGUGCGGGUUCCCCCACGCGCGAGUACUUUCUUCACUAAAAAGUUGAAAGGGACUUUAAGAUCCAACGACGCGACAGCAACGAAAACGUCGCUUAAAAAGUGAAUUUGUGUUCUUCAUUCUUUAUCGCGAUUAUUCCUACUUACUUACUUGGUCAAAUGUACGCGAACACUGCUGAAUCUGAAUUCCAAGGGACCAUACUCAAGUUCAGAAAGCGAAAUAAAAUUUCUUCGUUGCUUGUUUACGUUCUCCAUAAAACACGAAAUUAGGCAUUUUCACGUCUUACUUGUGCAAAAACGGCAAAGAAAUGUACAAAAAAGCGCGAUGCCUGUGCAAAGUCCUUUUUUUAGGACGUUUUCGUUGCCGUCGAGUCCGGUUGAAUCUUAAAGUCCCUAAUUUGAAGAAAAUAUUGGGCUACUUGCAGCCCAAGCUAGGAGGUAUGAUUGAUUAUGGCUCCUGGCCUAAACAGUCUCCACACCACAACACAAUUAGUAGAUAUACGUCUACAGUGAAUAUUAUUCUUACAAAUUUUCGCACGAAAAUUCAUAAAUGGUAUUCCGCGAUUUUGGGGGAACAAAUACCGAUGUUACAAAGGGUAUAAUACCAUUCUUUGAUCUGCUUAUGAAAAGGAACAGCGCCAAAAUUAAAGAGAGAGCCGACCAUAAAGUUAAGUGAAUGUACCAAAGACAGUUUUGAAAGAUUUGUACAUUAGGACACAGAUGAUAGUGAAGCAGGGAGAAAAUAUGGAAAAAUCUACGGAGAAGAAGAACAAUGUUUGAAAUUACCUAAAAUCAUCGUCAUCACGUCCACGACUUACAGCAACUUUAAAUUCUUUUGUUUUGUAACGUGACAUAGUACUAAAUUUCGCAACUUUUAGUUUUCUUCCAUCCCAGUUUUCGCGAGUUGUAGAUUUCGGGAUUGUUUUGAAUUUGCGAAAAACGCGAAUUUUAGACUUGAUAGCUACCAGCUUUCUUAAAUAACACAAGCGACGAUCUGUUUUCAGUUGCAGUUAUAAGACAAGUAAAUUGAGCAACUUCUGGUGGUCUGUCAUCAGCCAUUAGCCGGGCACAAAGAGCUGGAUUCUUCAAAUCAGUGACCAUGAUCCUUAUUUAGUAUUGUGUUUGACGAUGGAUAAAGAGCAUGAAAAGAAAUGAUUGCAACAGCUGGAAUUCAAAUCUAUCUAAUUGAAGAGCCCUGGAUGCAAGCUGCUACAUUCAGGAAUUGAAAGAGACAUGUAUAUUACGAACUA
Messenger RNA from Porites lobata, 7961 nucleotides. Lineage: Eukaryota; Metazoa; Cnidaria; Anthozoa; Scleractinia; Poritidae. The record is from the annotation of a GenBank genome assembly.